AUGGUCUCCCUUCGAUGUAUCCACAGCCCCUCGAGCGCAAAUAUCUUUGUCCAGCUUGCGCGCCGCACAACACCGACGUCGAACGCCCCGGCACCGAUCCUCUCGGUACUUGUUCCGGGAUGGAAGCCCGCCACCACCACCGCUACCGCCACCAGGAAAGCCGGCUUCAGCAGCACGCGACAAUGUUGCACCGACGGCGUUCCAAGGAGGACGAUGCCGCAGCGCUUCGCCGGGAGGACGAUGCGACAGCAGACCCGAGCCUUCACAGCUUCCGCGGCGAGGAGGCAGACGAGAUGCGCCUGGAACCCGAAGACGGAUGAGGAAGGGCAAGAGAUGAAGCUCGAUAUCACAGACAGAGCGGGCAAGCGUCUAGCAACCAUCAUGAAGAAGGACAACAACCCGAACCUAGCCCUGAGGAUACAAGUCGAGAGCGGAGGUUGCCACGGCUUCCAGUACCUCAUGAGCCUAGUCACCCUACCCGAAGGUGAGAGCGCAGAGGACUGGUCCAAGGUUGUUGGGGAGGACGACACGGUUUUCCAAUACCUGCCAGAGGAUGCCAACCCGACCAGCGUAACGUUUGAGGGACCCAAGGUGGUGAUUGACGAGCCGUCGCUGGAUCUACUCAAGGGAAGCAAGGUCGACUUUACUAUGGAGCUUAUUGGGUCCCAGUUCAAGAUUACGGACAACCCGUAUGCGUCGAGCAGCUGUGGAUGUGGGACUAGCUUCGACAUCAAGAUUUGA
Molecule: messenger RNA, 741 nt
Organism: Colletotrichum phormii
Lineage: Eukaryota; Fungi; Ascomycota; Sordariomycetes; Glomerellales; Glomerellaceae
Product: iron-sulfur cluster assembly accessory protein
Exons: 2
Coding region: 1-741 (246 amino acids)
Biological process (GO): iron-sulfur cluster assembly
Cellular component (GO): mitochondrion
Molecular function (GO): 2 iron, 2 sulfur cluster binding; 4 iron, 4 sulfur cluster binding; iron ion binding
Source: RefSeq, a predicted model, not a curated record